This is a messenger RNA of Dalotia coriaria, 1989 nucleotides long. RefSeq names its product serine/threonine-protein phosphatase 5-like. The record is from RefSeq and is a predicted model, not a curated record. Lineage: Eukaryota; Metazoa; Arthropoda; Insecta; Coleoptera; Staphylinidae. Bases 113 to 1570 code for a protein of 485 amino acids. Gene Ontology annotation, molecular function: hydrolase activity; protein binding. The transcript is spliced from 6 exons.
CGGCCUGCGUCAAAUCGCUAGGUUACCAGUGCGGCGCCCGAGCAGUUGUCCCGUGCGAAUCAGUUGUCUGCCGUUUUCCUCCUUUCUUUUCCCGAUUUUUUGCGUGACGAUCAUGAGUGAGGAACCGAACGUAUCGCCUGAGGUCGUCGAGCAGGCCGAGAAGCUGAAGAACGAAGCAAAUGAUUACUUCAAAAAACAAAACUACAACACAGCAAUAGAGUAUUACACCAAAGCAAUAGACCUUAACGCAACGGUCGCCGUGUAUUUUAGCAAUCGGAGUGCUGCUUACCUUAAAACAGAAUGCUUUGGCUAUGCACUCUCAGAUGCAUCCAAAGCUAUUGAGCUGGACAAUACCUACAUCAAGGGCUUCUAUCGCCGCGCCGCUGCUCACAUGUCUUUAGGCAAAUUCAAGGAAGCACUGAGGGACUUUGAAUAUGUGACAAAAGUGCGUCCAAACAAUAAGGAUGCUAAACUGAAGUACAAUGAAUGUAACAAAAUUGUUAAGAAGAUUGCAUUUGAGAAGGCAAUUGCAGUGGAGCACAACAAGAAGAGCAUUGCUGAUAGUAUAAAUUUAGAUUCUAUGACAAUUGAAAAUGACUACACUGGUCCUGAAUUGGAGGAUGGUAAAGUUACCCUUAAGUUUAUGAAGGAGUUAAUGGAAUUGUACAAGAGCUGUGGCAAGUUGCACAGGAAGUAUGCAUUUAAGAUAUUACUGGAUAUAAAGGCUUACUUCAUGGAGCAGCCUUCACUGGUUGAUGUGCCUAUUGGAGAUGAUGAUAAGUUUACUGUUUGUGGUGAUAUCCAUGGACAAUACUAUGAUCUCAUGAACAUAUUUGAAAAGAAUGGACUGCCAUCAUCUACAAAUCCCUAUUUGUUUAAUGGAGAUUUCGUCGAUCGAGGUUCGUUUUCCGUUGAAUGCAUCUUCACUCUUUUCGGUUUUAAGCUUCUGUACCCCAACAACUUCUUCAUGUCGCGCGGUAAUCACGAAAGUGCUACGAUGAACCAAAUGUACGGCUUCGAGGGCGAGGUUAAGGCGAAGUACACCUCGCGUAUGGCCGACCUCUUCACAGAGGUAUACAACUGGCUGCCUUUAGCGCACUGCCUCAAUAAACGCGUGCUGGUUAUGCAUGGCGGAUUGUUUAGUCGUGACGAUGUUACGCUGGAGGAAAUUCGUACUAUCGAACGCAAUAGACAACCGCCUGAUGAGGGCCCCAUGUGCGAAUUGCUGUGGAGUGAUCCACACCCACAGGAAGGCCGCGCGCCGAGUAAACGCGGCGUGGGAUGCCAGUUUGGACCGGACGUCACCAAGCGCUUCCUUGAGCUGAACAAGUUGGACUACAUCAUUCGCAGUCAUGAGGUUAAGAAAGACGGUUACGAGGUGGCGCACAAUGGAAAAUGCAUUACUGUGUUUUCUGCUCCAAAUUAUUGUGAUACAAUGGGAAACCUAGGAGCAUUUAUCGUUCUGAACGGAAAGGAAAUGCUGCCUCAAUACACCACAUAUGAAGCAGUUCCUCAUCCGGAUGUGAAACCAAUGGCCUAUGCGUCCUCACUGCUCAGCAUGAUGUGCUAGUACCCACACCGCAGCACAUCGUCCUUUAUUUAGGUUCAUAGAUCAAUUGCAUAACAACUAAUUUCCCAAAUACUUAGUCGCAAAUCGUGUUUAGCCCGAGAUGGCCAUCGUCGGUUUGUUUGUUUUGUUUUUCUUUGUUUUUUUUUUGUUUUCUUACGAAAAUCUCCGGUGAUCAUUCUAUACGUCACGUACUUUCGUAACUGAUACGGAAUUACUAAAACCCCAAUGAUUUAAAUCACAGAUGAUGAAUUUAAUUACUUGAUUAAUUCAUAACGAAAAGUCAAUAGUGAAUUGUGAAGGUGUGAAAAAUUGAGUUAUGGGUACUUUUAGGACCAACUACGAGUAUAUCACGAGGUAUCAACUAAAUGAAUAUUGUUAAUAUGCAUUAAUACAUUAUAUAAAGAACAUUUUAGACCAUA